Messenger RNA from Nothoprocta perdicaria, 2811 nucleotides. It is a transcript of the gene HTR1D, whose product is annotated as 5-hydroxytryptamine receptor 1D. Bases 1199 to 2329 code for a protein of 376 amino acids. Gene Ontology annotation, biological process: regulation of locomotion; smooth muscle contraction; G protein-coupled receptor signaling pathway, coupled to cyclic nucleotide second messenger. Gene Ontology annotation, cellular component: plasma membrane; dendrite. The record is from RefSeq and is a predicted model, not a curated record. NCBI's taxonomy places the organism in Eukaryota, Metazoa, Chordata, Aves, Tinamiformes, Tinamidae. Gene Ontology annotation, molecular function: G protein-coupled serotonin receptor activity; neurotransmitter receptor activity. The transcript has 3 exons.
ACACCAGCUGGAGGCCAGGAAGAGAUGGACCAAGGACAGUGCUACUGCACCCAACCUGUCUAAGAGGAGUUUGGUCUUGAGAUGAAAACUUGCUGUGCUCUGCCCUGUGGGGGCCAGAGAUACUGCACAGGCUGAUACCUUCUGCACUGUAAAGAGGAAAAUAAUUGUCCCUAGGAAUUUUUCUUCACUUGAGUAAAAGCAGAUAACUGCAACCUCUAUUGCUGUGCAAAAUGAGCAGUAACAAAUCUUCUCUAUGAGAUGGUGCUCUGCUGAAGAGAACUGAUGGAAAUCAAGAUUGAAAGAAAAAAGAUCCCAUUAACCAAUAACCAGCCAUAUCCUUCCUCUUUUGAGGGAAUCACCACCUCACAAGUCAUUAGAAUCAUUCACUGUUGGCGUAACCAAGCUCAGUCAAGCUCAGUGCUUGGAAUGUUCUGUGAUCCUCAGCACCAGAGCGUUGAAUUCUGGUAACCAAAACUUGAUUCCAACAUUUGAAGACCGAAUGUGUGCUGAAGAGAAAGACAGAGUGGCCUGGAUGAGUAAGUGAAAAGAGCUCUGCGCUGUCUUGACUUAAAAUGUGUCAGAAAUCAUGUUUACAGCAGGAAUCCAGGCGGUAUUGUAUUAUAUCUUGGACACUGUACUAAUAAUGUCCCUCAAAUAACAAAAAUGUGAUAUUCAGCUACUGGAGUGAAAGCAAAAAUAAUCUUGAGGAUCAUUUUGUCCAAAACAUUGGACAUCAAUUACAUGUUUCUGCUUUGGCAACUCACUCUUCAGUACUGAGUUAUGCAACUUUGCAGAAGAUCACUACAAAAAAGAGGUGCGAGGAGAAGAUAAUAAAGAAUGAUUUUGUMUUCAAGUACAUUAGAAGUUGUAAGAUUAGAAUGAAAAACACCUGCAUUACUGCCACUUACGCUGUCUUUUAUGUUGUCAGAUGCCAGGAUCAUAUUUGCAUGGUUACRUCAAGAUUUUGCUUUUUAACAUUGGCCUCAAAUAAGAUGUGAUGGAAAACCUAGCUUUGAAGAAUAUCUCAUCUAUUCUUCAGGAUUCCAUUUGCAAGAAGUUAGUAAUUGUUUAGUUUUGGACUCCAGCAUAAAAAGUUCUGCUUCAGCAAGAUGUGAACAUCUUCAUUGUGGAAGGAAGAUUACACUGGGAAGUGCAAUUAGAGCAGAGAUUACAUUGGAAAGUGAAAUCAGAGCAGAGAAUGACUCAGUAUAACCACUCAGCAGAGCUCUCCCUCCAGAGCACAGCAAAUAAGUCAUUAAAUUUCACUGAAACACCCCUGGCUUUGGAUGAAAGGACACUACUAGGGCUGAAGAUUUCACUGUCAGCCCUUCUGUCUGUUAUAACUCUGGCAACGAUCCUUGCAAAUGCUUUUGUCAUCAUUACAAUUAUCCUGACUAGAAAGCUCCACACACCUGCAAAUUACCUCAUUGGUUCCUUGGCGGUGACGGAUCUUUUAGUGUCCGUGCUGGUGAUGCCCAUCAGUAUUGCUUACACUGUCACCCACACGUGGGCCUUCGGCCAAGUGUUGUGCGAUAUCUGGUUGUCCUCAGACAUCACGUGCUGCACGGCUUCCAUCCUACACCUCUGCGUCAUUGCGCUGGACAGAUACUGGGCUAUCACGGAUGCUUUGGAAUAUGCCAAACGCCGGACUGCUGGCCGCGCAGCACUCAUGAUUGCCGUGGUCUGGAUGAUCUCUAUCAGUAUUUCUGUGCCACCACUUUUCUGGAGACAAGAGAAAGCUCAUGAAGAAAUUGAAAAGUGUACUGUGAACACGGAUCAGAUUCCCUAUACAAUUUACUCAACCUGUGGAGCUUUCUACAUCCCAACCGUACUCCUUGUAAUAUUGUAUGGUAGAAUUUAUGUAGCAGCUCGAUCUAGGAUUCUGAAGCCACCUUCGUUAUAUGGGAAACGAUUUACUACUGCACACCUGAUUACUGGCUCUACUGGGUCUUCUCUCUGCUCCAUCAGCUCUAGCCUGCAYGAAGGGCAUUCAGGAGGAUCCCCAUUAUUCAUCAGUCAUGUUAAAAUAAAACUUGCAGACAGUGUCCUGGAAAGGAAAAGAAUUUCUGCUGCCAGAGAAAGAAAGGCCACCAAAACUCUAGGCAUUAUUCUGGGAGCUUUCAUUAUCUGCUGGCUGCCAUUUUUUGUCAUGUCCUUAGUCCUGCCGAUCUGUCAGGAUGCUUGCUGGUUUCAUCCCGUCCUACUGGACUUUUUUACAUGGUUAGGUUACCUAAACUCACUGAUCAAUCCAGUCAUCUACACAGCUUUUAAUGAAGAAUUUAAACAGGCUUUCCAAAAAGUAAUGCAUUUCAAAAAGUGCUCGUCUUGAUCCUCUCCUCUUGUUACUGAUCUCUGUACAAUCUCACAGCCUACUCGAAGACUUUCUGUACCUUUAUUCCCGAAUUAAGGGRUGGAAACUGCCAUCUCCUCUGCUAGCCUGUGUUGUGCAUGUACCUGACAAYUCCUUGCCAAUUUGAUACUUUCUGUCUGGAGUUCCAUAUCCCACAGUAGAAUUUGUUUAUGGUCUCUGCAGUGAUCCUGUGUAUAUCUGAUAUCAAAAUAGGAAAUGAGCUUUGUAAAGAAUGAAAGAAGCAGAAAGCUGAGUUUGUAUGAUAAGAUAUUGCCCAGUUCUGCCAUGCCUUUGUAACCUGAUGGGAGAGGAAUGUGUGCUUAUCUGCAGGACUUCAGUAUUUCUGGUGUAUAUUAUUAGCAAAUUAUGUAGGCAGAGAACAUUUCUGUAGAAUGGGAUCUAAUGCCUGUAUUUCCUAUGGCAUGUAUCCUAUCCAUUUGAAAUUAGUAAAGCCAUUAACU